UGUACAGAGAAGAAGAGCUCCAGAUACCAGGAAUACACAGCAUCCAGCAUGACGUCAAGGUCAGAUACAGUCAUGUUCGUGAUUCUACUGAUUGCAUCAACGUUUACCCAAGGUCUCACGAUAGUGAGCUAUGGAAAAAAAUUCAUCACAGCAUUUCCAGAGAACGUGGGUUACUUCUACCCAUACAAUUCUUUUAGAGGUCUAAGAGUCACCACCCUCCAUAGCGGCACUUCCUUCACUGUCUUCUACAACGGUGGACAAACAACAGAGUCAUCCCUACAAGGGGGAAAAACUGUGUUUGUGUCGUUUCCAAACACUUUUGAAGUACAUCAACUGAACUACUCCAGUUACUCAAUCCGAAUUACCAGUGACAAUGACAUUGUGGUACAUUCUUUCAGUCAGACAAAUAUAGGUACAGCUACCAUUCCAGAGAAAAGUGUCCAGACCCAUGUUGUUCAACCCAUCACAAAUCUUGGCACAGACUAUUUGAUCCCUUCGCUGAAUCACUCAGACCUUAUCCAAACGUUCAGCGGAUCCCCGGCACCCUACUGGUCCCAAAGAUACGGCUCGUUCAAGCUGAUCAUCAUCAAUGCAGAGGACACAGAAAACACUGUCACAAUAUUCCGGAACAUUUCAGGCAGUGUGCAAGAAGAAAAAAUCAAGAUCUCAUCAUACCAGCUCAUCCAGUUGCAGGCCAAUGCUUCACUGUUCAAGGUUAAAUCUAGCCAUAAAGUUGCAGUGAUUCUGACUCAUCCAUGUCUAGAAAAUACAGCCUCAUGUAAAUGCAACAUGAUAGUGAAUCAGAUUCUUCCCACAGAAUUUCAGGGUCAGAACUUUGUUGUGCCGUACAUUCCUGGUAUAACCCAGAGCCUCUUUCUUAUUACAUCAAAUGACAAGUCUACUUCUCUAUUUCACAGUAAUGUUCAGUUACAGCCUAAUCCAUCAGGGCUUCUGUCACUUUCAGAUCAGACGAAAUCUCAGUACGUAAACGCAUCGGGAAACGUGUCCCUCAAACUGAUCAGUCCAGGUCUUUUCAUUGAAGUGAUCCCAGAAAACAUGUUUGCUGCCUGCUACCUGCUGCAGGUCUAUUCAGACGUCAAGAAUGCUUUAGUGAUAGCUGAAACUGGCAGCAAAACUAAUGUACACAACCAAAACAGUCCUGUUACAAAUGCUGCAUGGACUGAGAUUACCGGCACAAAAUACUCUUCAGCUAUAAUACCUUUAACAGAGCAAUAUACCUUCAUCUGGCAUCCAUCCUCAAAGAUUGCCGUUUAUAUUCUGGAAAACACUGGCACGACAGUUUAUGGAGGACCAGCUAUACCUAUAAAUACACAACCGGAUGAGUUCGGCUGUGUGGUGAUUCCUGGACAGUUUGAAAUCAGAAAUGAGCCUCUUAACUGGACUGAGUCCCUGGGUCACUGCACGAGUCUUCAAAAGCACCUCGCCUGUCCUACAAGGGAAUACAAUCAGAUGGAUUUGGCCAAUACGGUUAACACAACAGAGGAUGAGGAGGCUUGGAUUGGUCUGCGACGUAGUCUGAUGACAACAGACUGGUACUGGCAGAGGCAAACACCAUCAACAACAUCAUUACCAUCAUCAUCUGUGGAUUACGUUCACUGGGCUGAUGGGCAGCCACUGGGCAGUUUGAAGGGCCUUUGUGCUUCUUUGUCAUUGGAUCAGGACGAUGAGUUCAAAUGGAAAAGUGCAAAAUGCUGCGAGAAAAAGCGUCCUGUAUGCUACAAACCCCCAAUAUACUUUUAUGUGGAGCUUUUAUAUCAAGUAGUAUACAUACAACUUUAGGUUCAGAUAUAGCACCAUAAAUAUAUAUUUGUGCAUUUUUACAUCGCUGUCUUUACUGCUAACAGUCACUAUAGUUGCUAUAAAAUUUAUGUAGUCCCUUUAUAAUCCUCAAUAUCAAAUUACUGUAUUCUUAAUGCAAAAUGUUAUUGAAAGAAAUACAUUUCUAAUCCACGUUACAAUAUGUAGGUUUUCUGUUAGCUUGGCAUAGUGUUAGAGUUUAGUAUCAAAACAUAAAGUAACAGGUCUUAGUAUGAAAUGAAAUCAGAUUUCUAAAUUAUACUCAAAUCUUUGAGCUUUUCUGAAAAGUCAAUGAACAAUUUGUUAGAGGCUAAAGGCCUAUGUUUUUCAAAGCAAUUUAUACGAAGAGUUUAUUUGCAAAAACAGAUCAUGCCGUUUUUAAAAAUGUUCAAAAGCAUUGUUUUUAUUGUGUUUUAUUGUGUUAAUUAGCUAUAUCUUUUGAGUUACUAUUACUUAAUCAAAACAACCCAACUGCAGUUUGAUUGACAUUACUUGGAAUGCACAGUAAAAACAUGAUUCUUAAAAACGCAGUUAUCGGUUUUUGCAGAUGAACUCUUCCGAUGCGUUUCAGCUUUUUCUCAAACCCAACCAUUUUCGGAUUGCCAGCACCCAGGAGCAUAGGUUUGUUUGAACAUUAAGGGGCUUUCAUUAAUCAUUGUAUACAUGCAAAUAGCAUACAUGAAACAUUUACUUUUAUUUCUUUCCAUAAUUAUUAACUAUGUAGUUAUGAAUUUAAUACAUUUUAACAGAAUAUAAACAACUAUAUAGAAAUUAAUUUGAGUAUGUAAGCUGUUUAAACUAUGGUGCAUAAUAAACUAUAAUAGGCAUAAGUAAUAGUAUAAUAUUCUAUGUAAUGUCGAUAGAAAGUUAAGUGUAAAUUGGACUGUUAUGGACUGUAAAAUGUAGACUGUAGCAUGAUGUGUAUAAACUUCAACUUCCACAGCUUCUUUUGUCUGUGCAAUAUUUUAAGGCAAACUGUUGGUGGCGGUAACGAGCUUUAUGGCUUUCAAUCUCCGAAUUAAACAAAGCAAGGCUUGCUCUUAUUUUGCAGUUUUGUUUACUGUUAUAUUGUAUAUUUCCUCAAUUUCUACAUAUUGUGACACUUUAGUUUUGUUCUCAAAUGGUAGGCCUAAUGGCAAUUAUGCAUAUGUGUUACUAUACAUCAGGUUUUAAUGGUUAUUAUUUUUUGUAAAUAAACUGCUUGCUUCUGCCUA
Molecule: messenger RNA, 3032 nt
Organism: Triplophysa rosa
Lineage: Eukaryota; Metazoa; Chordata; Actinopteri; Cypriniformes; Nemacheilidae
Exons: 4
Coding region: 49-1800 (583 amino acids)
Source: RefSeq, a predicted model, not a curated record